Messenger RNA from Chara braunii, 1386 nucleotides. The record is from the annotation of a GenBank genome assembly. Lineage: Eukaryota; Viridiplantae; Streptophyta; Charophyceae; Charales; Characeae.
CGAUCAUUGGCCGAUGUCGACUCCUUGGUGAUUUCACCCGUCACCGACUCGUAUCUGCAUUUGAUAAAAAGCACGCCGGGCAUUGCAACCGUGCCUUUUCCCGAGUAUCGCUUCAAGACUUCCUCUUCUACUCUUGCACAAACAGCAAAUCAACAUAGAGCACAGAGGUCGCGGAAGAUUCCGGGGAGAGAGAGAGAGAGAGAGAGAGAGAGAGAGAGCAGAAAGGGAGGGGGUGAUCGAGUCAUUCUACACACUCAGUCUGUCAUUGAAGUUAAUUUUUUAUGUCGGAGAACUGGUAGCCAACAAGACAAUAGAUCGGCGUUCGAUCCAACGGGGGCAGCAAGUUGCAAUCAGCUGUGCAAGUCAGCCAGAGGGAGAUAGAGAGAUCAUUCCCACACACACACACAGAGAGAGAGAGAGAGAGAGAGAGAGAUGGAAAGAUGGAGAUAUCAUUGUGGGUUAUUGACGACGGGGUUAGCGAGAGUGUUGAAUCUCCUAGUGGUAGCUGGUGGCGCAGCGGCCAUUGUGAUGGUGUUUGUUCUGGAACACAAGCCCCGGUCUGCGGUAGCAUUCGGUUUUAUUGGUCUGGGUAUUGUGGCCAUCAUUUCUGGAAUUACUGGUGUGUGUGCCGCUUCUCGCACUUCGUGCUUCAUCUGUCACUUGCUAUUGGCUCUGUUGUCGGCCGCGGGGCUCGCGACAUCUGCCCUGUGCAUUUUCUUGCGUAUGGACGAGGUCACGACGAGGGUGCACAGCCGGAAGAUGUCGGGAGAAAAUGUAAAGGAUAUCUUGAGGAUCGAGGGAGGAGUUUUCGCGGGAAUGUUGGUGCUAGUGGUGACGGGAAUCGCAUUGUCGAUCAUCAUCAAUUGUUGCGACCUGUUGAAUUACAAGUACGAGGAUCUGGAGAUGGGGGACAGGAGGCGGGCCGAUAUGCAGAAAAUCAGGCAGGACGCUAAGCGGAGCGUCGCGAGAGCGGCUCCCGUGAAAUCGGCGGCUCUGGCGGAGAAAAUGAGGGAGAAGUACGGCAAAUUCGUCACCGCGGACGAGUUCUCCUCAAAGUGAAAGCACAGCCGCGAGAGAGAGAGAGAGAGAGAGAGAGAGAGAGAGAGAGAGAGAGAGAGAGAGAGAGAGGGCAGAACUCGUGACCGUCGACGAAUUCUCUUUAUGUAAACACAGAAGUUCGCACAGAGACGGAUACACAGGCCGGCAAGCACACACACACAGAGAGAGAGAGAGAGAGAGAGAGAGAGAGAGAGAGAGAGAGAGAGAGAGAGAGAGAGAGAGAGAGAGAGAGAGAGAGCUGGACAGAUACGUAGAAAUGUAGAUAAUAUGAGGUAGAAAAGGCCGACAGCAGAUGAGUUCUCCGCCAAGUAAACACAGCCGAUUCAC